Messenger RNA from Scophthalmus maximus (turbot), 1820 nucleotides. It is a transcript of the gene fetub, whose product is annotated as fetuin B. The record is from RefSeq and is a predicted model, not a curated record. Gene Ontology annotation, biological process: negative regulation of endopeptidase activity. The transcript is spliced from 7 exons. Gene Ontology annotation, cellular component: extracellular region. Gene Ontology annotation, molecular function: cysteine-type endopeptidase inhibitor activity. Bases 45 to 1604 code for a protein of 519 amino acids. NCBI's taxonomy places the organism in Eukaryota, Metazoa, Chordata, Actinopteri, Pleuronectiformes, Scophthalmidae.
CUCUCCCUCUCGGGACAUCUCUCCUCGUCUCCCAGGUCUUUACCAUGAAGCACCGUGUGUUGCUGUCGCUGCUGCUGGCGUUGGGGUGUGCGCACGUCCGCGGCGCGCCGGUGGAGCAGGCCGGCCUGGAGCAGGGGUCGUGUGACGACGCGUCGGCGAAGGCCGCCGCCGGGCUGGCCCUCACCAAGAUCAACCAGGACCGGAAGGAGGGCUACGUCUUCAGCCUGCACCGCCUGUCCAACGUGCACACGGCAAAGAAUGGAGACAAUGGCGUGGUCUUCUACCUGACCUUGGACGUUGUGGAGACCAACUGCAGCGUUCUCAACAGGGGCGACAAGAAGACGUGUGAGGCUCGUCCCACCCACGACACACCGGUGUAUGGACAGUGCAAGACUGCCAUCUACAUCAGCAGGGUGAACCGAGUGGUGCGUCUGUACAAAUACGACUGUGUGAUCCGACCAGUUCCUUCGGCCAGGCUGGUCGAGUUGUGUCCCGACUGUCCGACCCUGAUCGGCCACGACGACGUCGAGGUCCAGAAGACCGUCGCCGCGUCGCUGGAGAAGUUCAACAAGGAGAGCGGGCUGGCCAAGCGUUUCGCUCUGCUCAAUGUCACCCGCGCCACCGCCUCGAUGGGCAUGUCCACGUUCUACAACGUCGAGUACACCGUCCAGGAGACCACCUGCGCCAACGGAGCGAAGGAGGCGACGGCGGAGAAGUGCCCCCUCCUGGACUGCGAGUUCACGCACAAGGGUUUCUGCAAGGCAUCCCAUGUCCACCCUCCCGUCGGUGACGCCAUGACCGACGUGGAGUGCGACAUCUAUGAGCCGGAGGCCGCUGACAGAGAGAAGAAACUGCACCUGAAGGCCGAAGAGACCGACCACAGCCACAACGACACGCACACACACGCCGCCGCCGCCGCCGCCGACGACAAGCACGACCACGCGCAUGACCACGCGCACGCCGCCGAUGGCGCGCACACACACGACCACGCCAACGACCACACCAAGGGCCACGUUCACGGUCCCCACACCCACACUCACGACAACGACGCCGACGCCGAGCACCACCACUCGCACGACCACGACGCCGGCAGCGCGCACAGGCACGCCCACGACCACACCCACGACCACGGCCACGGCCACGACCACGUGCACGCCCACCACGCCAAGGCGCACAACCACAGCGACGACGCGCCAAACCACCACCACGGCUACAAGCACGCCGACGGCAGCCACACCCACGAGCACGACCACGAGCUCGCCCUGGACCACGACCACAAGCAUCCUCACCUGCACCAGCACGAGCACCACCACCACCACCACGACCACGAGCACGAGAAGGAGUACCACGACCACCCGGAGGGCAAGGUGACCAUGUUGCCCACCGUCGACCAGCCCACGACUCUGCCUUUCUUCCCCGAAGUCCCCGAGGUCGCAGUCACUCUGCCCGCCAAGCUGGACCCCGAGAUCCCCGGAGAGAUGGAGCCCACCAUCCGGGCCUUCCCCACCUCAGUCUCAGCCCAGUGCACCGCCGCCCCAGUGGUGGAACCCACCCUGGUGGACAAACUCUUCGCCGAGGACCCCCGCUUCAAGGGAACUGCAUAACUAAAUUAGAAACUGAAUGAAUCUGCACACAAAGACACAAACUGGAGCGUAGUACAGACAGGAAAAGGCAAAUAACAUGUUGACCUUUUCCUGUCUCUCUUCACUUCACACGACCGUCCAAUAAAGGCUGAGCGCAUUCGGGGGAAAAAAGAUCAACGUUUUUUCAUUCCACAUUUUCUCUGUUGAUUGUCAUAAAGAAUAAAAGAAUGAAAUAAA